GGCAACAUUUUUAUUUGACCCUAAAAGCCUGAAGCCAAAACAUUGAAAUUAGGAAAAAAAAUGUGUAUCAUCUAUGAUUGGUUAUUUAAUUGACCAAUCAAAACCAGGGAAAUUCGCUCGAUAUUUUGAUUGACAAAUCUAAUACAUUUUGAGCUAUUUUUAACUGUAAUGUUAUUUACGUAAAACACUGCCGUAAACAUAUGUGCAGUAUGUUGGGUGGGAUCCGCGGAGUGUCGCCGUCCUCAGAAACCAUGUCAGAAAGUACGUUAGAAAGAAAUAGAGCUGAAAAAGCGUUGAUUACCAAAACACCCACCCACAGCCAGGUGUUUCUCAGCAAGGCAAAUGUGAAAAAUUAUUCAGAUAAAAAUGGUAACGAUGUAACAAAAACAGUUCAUAAAGGGCGCAAAACCUUUGCAUUUUGGACACUUGUGUGCUUGUUAUUCGUGCUUGCGAUCGGCAAUUUAAUUUUAACCUUCACGAUACUCGCGGUACUGAGGCUUGGACAAGGUUUGGAGAGUAUGGAGUUCUUGCCGGAACACAACGCACUAAAGUUCUUCGGGGACACUGAUUUAGACCACAUAUACAAGCGCGACGGACUGAUCGAGAGCUUCCGCGAUGUGCCGAUGACUGUGAGCAGCGAGAAUGGAUCCGUGUUGUUCACCUUGCAGACCAGGCUCUCGCGGUCGGACACGAAGCUGGUGGUGAACACUUCGGGCGUGUUCAUCCGCGGCGUCAGCUCGGUGGAGCUGCUCGACCCCGACACCGGCGAGACGGUGUUCAGCACCGCCGCGCCCGACAUGACCAUCCCCGACGGCGUCAACAACCUGCACGCCAAGCAAAUAUCGACUAUGCGGAUCACAUCGCCGGUGGACGAGGACCUUACGCUCCGGUCGGAGAGCUCGGCGUACCUGCGCGGCGCGGAGGGGACGCACAUGGAGUCCAAGGAGUUGUUCUGGAGCGCCGACCAGGACAUCUACCUGCGGUCCAUCAACGGCUCCGUGGUGCUGAGCGGCAAGGAGGGCGUGUUCGUGGACGUCCGCUACCUGCCCAUCGCGCGGCCCGCCAACACCACCGCGCACGCCACCGGGCAGUUCAAGGUGUGCGUGUGCAUGCCGCAGGGGAAGCUCUUCAGGAUAGCCAUCCCGACUGGACAGCGAGUCAGCUGCUCGCACGUCAACAUGACCGGCGACUUGAAUCCUUGUAUAUGAACUAUAUGAAGACUGUUAGAUUUCAUCUGCUAGAUACUGGAUUAUCGAUCGGAAAUGUAAGCCACAUAAAUAAUCAUUUUUAUAUAAUUGUUAUACACAUCCAUUAGUCUUGGCUAUACAUGGAGUCGAGCUUGGGUCAAUGCGAGCGCUGGCAAGUUGAUACAAGGCGAAAGCUAUUGUCUAGACAUUUACACGUUUGUAGGAAACCAAGACUAGCGGCCAAUAUAGAUGAGUUUUGUGGUAUCCAGUGCGACUUAUGCACAAUAAAUUCUUAGCUAUCAGUGUUUAUUCUGUUUGAGACAAGUGUCCGCGAGCAACUGUGAGUUGUGACAAGGGACACCAAAUGAGUUUUACGUUGGCGUUUUCCUCAACUCUGCCAACUAUACAAUCGAACUGACUGAUAGCAAGACAAGACACCAGUGGCGAAGGCCCAUAUAGCACGAUUACUGCCGACUUCCCUUUCAUAAUUUAUAUAAAAUCUCAUUGUUAUUAAAACAAUAGGGGACCGGCCUAUGCU
This is a messenger RNA of Manduca sexta (tobacco hornworm), 1725 nucleotides long. RefSeq lists its product as uncharacterized. Gene Ontology annotation, biological process: muscle organ development. The coding region runs from base 201 to 1208 and encodes 335 amino acids. The record is from RefSeq and is a predicted model, not a curated record. The transcript has 4 exons. Gene Ontology annotation, cellular component: sarcolemma; sarcoglycan complex. Lineage: Eukaryota; Metazoa; Arthropoda; Insecta; Lepidoptera; Sphingidae.